Aspergillus nidulans FGSC A4 is the source of this 1308-nucleotide messenger RNA. RefSeq names its product amidase. The record is from RefSeq and is a predicted model, not a curated record. The transcript is spliced from 4 exons. The coding region runs from base 1 to 1308 and encodes 435 amino acids. NCBI's taxonomy places the organism in Eukaryota, Fungi, Ascomycota, Eurotiomycetes, Eurotiales, Aspergillaceae. Gene Ontology annotation, molecular function: protein-N-terminal glutamine amidohydrolase activity; protein-N-terminal asparagine amidohydrolase activity; hydrolase activity.
AUGAGGAUUGCGACUCUACAAAUCGCCCCCAAGCUAGGUGAUAUCGAGGGGAAUAUCAAACGGGCUGAUGAGUUGUUGAGCAAGGGGAUAGGCGUCCCUGAUGGGUCUGGAGUGGAGGCGGCGAGGGUUCGAGUUGAGGAUGCGAAGCUGGAUUUGCUGGUUUUGCCCGAGUUGGCUUUGACGGCUAUAAAGCCAUACCUUGAGCCAGCCGGGAAGGGACGCUCAGCCACAUGGGCCCGCCAGACAGCCAAACGGCUAGGCUGUAAAGUCUGCGUCGGGUAUCCCGAGGUCGAGGUUGAGACGAAUAGGAACGGAGACCAUGAAGAGAAAUACUACAACUCUCUUCUCGUUCUCGAUGAGCAAGGCAAUGUGCUCUUAAACUACCGCAAGACAUUUCUCUACUACACAGACGAAACAUGGGCUGAGGAAGGUUCCGCCGAACUCGGAUUCCACCAGCUUACAUUCCCCAACGCAAAGGAGAGUUCUGGUUCUUUAAAGGCUAGAGCCGAAGGUGAAGCCGCUAUUCUCCCUCCGCCACCUCAGUCGCAGGACAAACCGGACAAAGAAAUAGCUACCUCAUUUGGAAUAUGCAUGGACAUAAACCCUUACCGUUUUGAAGCUCCUUACACAGCCUACGAAUUCGCGCACCGUGUCCUCGAGUCUAAAUCCCAACUCGUCAUUCUGUCCAUGGCCUGGCUAACGCUGCUAAGUCGUGAGGAACUCGACGCCCUCGCAGAGAAGCCAGAGAUAGAUACAUUCAACUACUGGAUCCAGCGAUUUAUGCCUCUAAUCACAAAGCAGAUGAACCACAGUAGGAACGCCGAUGACGCGGAUGCAGACGUGGGUAGCACAGACGCCGACAAGAGAAUCAUCAUUGUCUUCGCGAACCGCGCAGGUGAAGAAGAUGGUUCUCCUUCACCCGCCCGGUAUGCCGGGACGAGCACGAUCGUUGCUGUGUCUCAGCGGCAGCGGACGACGGACUCCAAUUCUAUCGUAUCAAGCCCUUCAUCAGAUGAUGUCCAGUCAUCGCCAUUCGACGUGAAGAUCCUGUGCUGGGAUAUGUUAGGUGCGACAGAGGAGGGGCUGUGUUUUGCGGACACAGCGGCCGAUCCGAAGAUGGCGUUCCAAUUGAUUAGGGCGAGGCAAAUGCAGCUGGCCGCCGGGCUAGGGUUUAGCAAGUGCCCGUACCGGACCCUCAUCUAUAGAGAUGAUCCGAUACUCAAACUCUCCGGCAACAUGACACGCUUGGUGGGUAUUGGGUAUAGAGACUGCGAUGAGGAGUCAUCUGGCACUUGGAAGGAUUACUAA